Messenger RNA from Aspergillus clavatus NRRL 1, 1305 nucleotides. RefSeq names its product membrane insertase OXA1. NCBI's taxonomy places the organism in Eukaryota, Fungi, Ascomycota, Eurotiomycetes, Eurotiales, Aspergillaceae. Gene Ontology annotation, molecular function: membrane insertase activity. Bases 1 to 1305 code for a protein of 434 amino acids. The transcript has 2 exons. Gene Ontology annotation, cellular component: mitochondrial inner membrane. The record is from RefSeq and is a predicted model, not a curated record. Gene Ontology annotation, biological process: protein insertion into mitochondrial inner membrane from matrix; mitochondrial respiratory chain complex IV assembly.
AUGUCCGCAAGGUUCAAUUCGACAUCGUCGGUGAGCGAGCCUGUGCCGGAAGUGAGCCCUGAGUCGACUCUAUCCGACUUUUCCGAUCUGUCCGCUGCCGAUCUGAGCACCAUGCCCGAAUAUAUCGGAUACCUGAAGGAUAUGGGUCUCGAUUACGGCUGGGGUCCGUCGUCGGUCAUCGAGUUCUUCAUUGAACAUUUGCACAUCUGGGGAGGCCUGCCGUGGUGGGCGAGUAUUGUUGGUACCGGUCUCCUGCUGCGUGCCGCCCUCUUCGUACCUACGCUGGGUGCUGCCGACACUUCGACCAAGAUCACCAACCUCCGACCCAUCACCGAACCUCUCCGGCAACAGAUGAUGCAGCUUGGCGGCCAGGGUAACCACGCGGAGAUGUACAAGCUUAGAGCGGAGAUGCAGAGGGUCCAUCACCAGCAUGGCGUCAAGACAUGGAAGACCUUCAUCCCCAUGCUGCAGAUCCCCUUUGGUUUCGGUUGUUACCGAGUCGUCCAGGGUAUGACCGCCAUGCCCGUUCCAGGCCUGGCUCUGGAGUCCGUCGGUUGGCUGAGGGACCUUACCGUUGCCGAUCCCUACUUCGUGCUCCCCGUCCUCUCGUCAUUGUGCAUGUAUCUGAGUUUGCGGAAAGGAGGUGAGAAUGGCGUCAACCAGCUCCAAGGAACAGCAUUCGGCAGACUCUUCCUGUACGGCAUGCCCGGUAUCUCGUUCCUCUUCAUGGCCUUCUUCCCCGGUGCGCUCCAGCUCUAUUUCGUGGCUACCGGUUUGUUCGGUCUGGGCCAGGCCCACCUGCUCGCCUCCGACAAAGUGAGAAAGAUGUUCAAUAUCGCAAUCCCCCAGAGACAGGCUUUGCCAGCUGCCAAUGGCUCCGCACCCGGUGAAGGCGGCUCGCAGCAGAACAAGGCCAUCCGCACGCUCAAGGAGCGGCUGGAGGCCGAGCGAGCCAAGAUGAUCCAGGCUGAUCCCAAGGCGGCUGACAGCUUGGAAGUCAGCUUCAUCGAUCGCGCUCUGAAUUCCAUGAAGGACGCCAAGGACAACCUGGCGCGCGAAGCCGCGGGCAAGAUCAAGGAGGUACGCGGUGAAGGCCCUAAGAAGAACGCCGAUGGCUCGCUCGCCGAGCCUCCCAGACUGAGCGAGAAGGAUCGUCAGCUGGCGGCCGACUACGAGAGAAGACGAAAGGAAGAGGAGGAUUGGAAGCGGGAGGAGAGGAACCAUGCUCGCCGGGAAGCUCAUCUGAGAGCUCUGGAGCUUGAGAAGGAGAAGGCUCGUGGGGAAUUCAAGGUCAAGCAAAGGUGA